This is a messenger RNA of Myotis myotis, 5208 nucleotides long. It is a transcript of the gene GUCY1A1, whose product is annotated as guanylate cyclase 1 soluble subunit alpha 1. The record is from RefSeq and is a predicted model, not a curated record. Gene Ontology annotation, biological process: cGMP biosynthetic process; response to oxygen levels. Gene Ontology annotation, molecular function: guanylate cyclase activity; heme binding. Gene Ontology annotation, cellular component: guanylate cyclase complex, soluble. The transcript has 9 exons. Lineage: Eukaryota; Metazoa; Chordata; Mammalia; Chiroptera; Vespertilionidae. Bases 609 to 2681 code for a protein of 690 amino acids.
AAAUGGGCUUGAAACCUGGAGACCAGGACAAGAAAACCAUCCCCGCAAAUAUCAACUUCGCUGCAGAAAUGUUGGAAUGUUUAACUACGGUGAACUCCAGUUUUUCUGCACCAGAGCGUAGUGGAGAAGAUUUUUUUUUUUUUUCAAGUAGGCCAAAUUUUUCUUGAGUCCCCUCCUUCCUUUUUUCUUUCUCUUCUAUUUGUCCCGUCCCCUCGUUUUCGUCUCCGCAGAGUAACUGUUGAGAUGGCCAUUGGGUAGCGGCAGGGUCCAGGAGUCAAUUCCCCUGCCCUGUUCUGGUUGUAGUGGGUGGGACUCAGUCCAGAGUUGGUUUUCCACCAGCAGAUGUCUAUGCCGUUUUCCUACACGUUCCCGAGCUAGAGCGGAGGUCAAAAGCGGACAGCAGCUGGGGAGCCGCCCCCAGCGACCUCCACCUGCGCCCAGAGGGAGCGCCGCCCGCCCGCAGCGCAGCCGAAGGACCCUGAGUGACCUCACCAUGACACUCCCAUCACCAGUAUCCUUGAUCUGAUCGUGGCUUCCAUUAGUCAGUCCCACAUAAGAGGAGCAGCUCACCAGGACGAGAUCCACAGCAGGCUGAGGCCACUGACACCAUGUUCUGUACGAAGCUGAAGGAUCUCAAGAUCACAGGGGAGUGUCCUUUCUCCUUACUGGCACCAGGGCAGGCUCCGAAAGAGCCAGCAGAGGAGGUGGCGGGAAACGCAGAGAGCUGCCUAGCCACCCUGCCCAUCUGUCAGGACGCCCCUGAGAAGAAUGUGCAAGGAAGUCUCCCUCAAAGAAAGACAAGUCGGAGCCGAGUCUACCUUCACACUUUGGCAGAGAGCAUUUGCAAGCUGAUUUUCCCCGAGUUUGAGCGGCUGAACUUUGCACUUCAGCGGACAUUGGCAAAACAUAAAAUCAAAGAAAGCAGAAAAUCUGUGGAAAGAGAAGACUUUGAAAAAAUAAUUGCAGACGAAGCGCUUGCAGCAGGAGUUCCAGUGGAGAGCAUCAGAGCAUCUCUCGGUGAAGAGAUUUUUAAAAUAUGUUAUGAGGAAGAUGAACACAUCCUGGGUGUAGUGGGAGGAACCCUCAAAGAUUUCUUAAAUAGCUUCAGCACCCUCCUGAAGCAGAGCAGCCACUGCCAAGAAGCAGAGAAGAAAGGCAGGCGGGAGGCUGCCUCCAUUCUCUGUCUGGAUAAGGACCACGAUUUCUUAAACGUUUACUAUUUCUUUCCGAAGAAGAUCACGUCCCUGAUUCUUCCGGGCAUCAUUAAGGCAGCUGCUCACAUCCUGUACGAAACCGAAGUGGAAGUGUCAUUAAUGCCUUCCUGCUUCCAUAACGAUGGCAGUGAGUUUGUUAAUCAGCCCUAUUUGUUGUACUCCGUUCAUGUCACAAGCACCAAACCAUCCCUGUCCCCGGGCAAACCCCAGUCCUCACUGGUCAUUCCUGCUUCUCUCUUCUGUAAGACAUUCCCGUUCCAUUUCAUGUUUGACAAAGACAUGACAAUUCUGCAAUUUGGCAAUGGCAUCAGGAGGCUGAUGAACAGGCGAGACUUUCAAGGAAAGCCUAAUUUUGAAGAGUACUUUGAUAUUCUCACUCCAAAAGUCAACCAAACGUUUAGCGGAAUCAUGACUAUGUUGAAUUUGCAAUUUGUGGUCCGAGUGAGGAGAUGGGACAACUCUGUGAAGAAAUCUUCAAGGGUUAUGGACCUCAAAGGCCAAAUGAUCUACAUCAUUGAAUCCAAUGCGAUCUUGUUCUUGGGGUCACCCUGCGUGGACAGGUUAGAAGAUUUUACAGGACGAGGGCUCUACCUCUCAGACAUCCCAAUUCACAAUGCGCUGAGGGAUGUGGUCUUGAUCGGAGAACAGGCCAGAGCUCAAGAUGGCCUGAAGAAGAGGCUGGGGAAACUGAAGGCCACGCUGGAGCAAGCCCACCACGCCCUGGAGGAGGAGAAGAAGAAGACAGUGGAUCUCCUGUGCUCUAUAUUUCCCUCUGAGGUGGCGCAGCAGCUGUGGCAAGGGCAGGUCGUGCAAGCCAAGAAGUUCAACAACGUCACCAUGCUGUUCUCAGACAUUGUUGGGUUCACUGCCAUCUGCUCCCAGUGCUCGCCGCUGCAGGUCAUCACCAUGCUCAAUGCGCUCUACACCCGGUUUGACCAGCAGUGCGGAGAGCUGGAUGUCUACAAGGUGGAGACCAUUGGCGAUGCGUAUUGUGUGGCUGGGGGAUUACACAAAGAAAGUGAUACCCAUGCUGUUCAGAUAGCACUGAUGGCCCUCAAGAUGAUGGAGCUCUCUGAUGAAGUCAUGUCUCCCCAUGGAGAACCUAUCAAGAUGCGAAUUGGACUGCAUUCUGGGUCGGUUUUUGCUGGAGUUGUUGGAGUUAAGAUGCCCCGUUACUGUCUUUUUGGAAACAAUGUCACCUUGGCUAACAAAUUUGAGUCCUGCAGUGUACCACGGAAAAUCAACGUCAGCCCAACAACCUACAGAUUACUCAAGGACUGUCCAGGUUUUGUCUUUACCCCUCGAUCAAGGGAGGAACUUCCACCAAACUUCCCCAGUGAAAUUCCGGGAAUCUGUCAUUUUCUGGAAGCUUAUCAACAAGCAACAAAUUCAAAACCAUGGUUCCAAAAGAAAAAUGUUGAAGAUGGCAAUGCCAAUUUUUUAGGCAAAGCAUCAGGAAUAGAUUAGCAAAAUAUGUCCCUGAUUAUUAGUCUUUGGGGUUUGAUUCCUUUGAGAAUGUGUGGAAUCUCUGAGAGCACUUUAGGAUGCAGAUGGAUAAAAGCAGUAUUAAAAUUUCAGGAGCUCACGAUCUACUUAUUCUUCCACUUAACAUGACAAACAUGUAUUCACUUCAAUACUUCAGCUCUUCAGUGAAAAUAAAAAAAAGAAACCUUGAAAAGUGACCUCUGGGGGAGAUUUCUGUUAUAUAUCACUUAUUAUCUGUACUCAAAAUUUAGCACAUUGUACAUAUAUCAGGUAAUUGUAGCAACCUAUACAAUGUGAUGGAGUCACUUGCAAUCUUGUGUCCUGGUGGAAUGCUAUGGUUAUUAGAGUGUGUUUGUGAUAGCAUUGCCUUACAAAAGCUUUUGAACAGAAAUUAUAGUCUUCAAUACCAUAAGCUCUUGGAACUUUUCAACUCUGAAUUUUAUUACAUUUUCUCAUUUAAUUUUUAGUUUAUAUAACAAAGUAGAUUGAGGUUUUUCUCUGUUGCACUUUUCUUUUUUUAUUUUUAAGGAAAUAAGCAAUUCUGGGUUAGAUGCAAUAUGAAUAUAAAAUAGGUCUUCUGUAAAUAUCAAAGAUUAUUUUAUAAAAAUAUUCUCCACCACAUAAUGUGUCAUUAACAAUAAAUGUUUCCUUUUGUUUGACAUUUUUUAUUCCAUAUAUGGUAAAGGCUGUUUUAAUUCAUAUUAGCAUUUUCAUUCUUAUCCAUUCAUUUCUAUUUUACAGUAUUCAGUAUAAAAGAGGCUGAUAGCCUAUAUUAAAAUGCAAUAUCAUUCUGAUUUAAUUUAACCAGAAGCAACAUGGGAGUAUAGUAAGCAUUUAGGGAACAAACUAUAAAAUACAGAAAAAAGAUAUUCACAACAUGCAUACAUUCACCCACCCCACUCACAACACACAGAGGAAUGUGGCUCUAUUUCAGCAGACAUGCUCUAUUGCCAUGCUGAGCCAUGUAAAGUUCCAAUAAGAAAAUUUAAGUUCACAAGUGGGAAAUAAGACUUGUUCUUUUUCUGACUGUAUUUUUAAAUACUUGUGUUGAAUAAUUUAGUGUGUGUAUAUUUCCUAAGAAUCAUGAGGGUUUUUUUUGUUUUGUUUUAUUUUGUUUUUGGUCUCAUUAAGUACACAUCUGUGAAUAUUUUAUUCUAGUGGAAAUAUCUCAAUGAUAUUCUUUAAAUAGAAUGUUAGUGUUGAUGAAGAAAAUUAUGCUGUGAUUUUAUUAUGGAAAAUUUUAAACAUUUUUUUCUGGAGCUUGAACUUUAAUUUUUAAUGAUGUUAGUCUAAGAUCUCUGGUGAACUGAACCUAAAUAGGGCUUUGAUUUUAAAAGAGCUCAACUUCAAAGCAAGAGAAAAAUGAUCAUUAUAAUUUUUAAAUCACUACUAGCAUAGCCAUAGAUACACUGAACUCUUAUUUGGGGUUCUAAAAAAUAAUUCAAUUUAAAAAUUAUUUAAUUAUCUUCACUAGUUCCCAGUCUACCCCAUAGUAACCUCAGGAAUGAAAAGUAAUUACUGAUUGGCCUUUAGUAUCCCAUGUGUACCACUAUAGAUAUUACAAUGAUUAUUAUUUACUGAUUCCCCAAUAUUUUAAAGGACUAAAUGUGUCUCAUUAAAUACCAAUCUUAUUGUUAUAGGUGUUGGGAAAAUAUAGUUACAAUCUUACAAUUAUAUGAAGUUAAUAAAAAUACAUAAAAGGAAAAUAAAGACAAAUACAUUUUUCCAUCUGUAAUGCAAUCCUUAGUAUAGGGAAAAUAAUAGGAAUUAAAGGAAAUUUAAAGGCAUACAAUAAAAUGUCACCUUUAUAAAAAUAUUUAAGUAGACCCUAAUUUGUUAGUUUGUUUUCUUAAGUUUUUAAGCUAAUUAGAAUUCAAAAAUAUUUUUUCUGUGUGUGUUUGUAAUGUGUGUGAGUUCACCCCAAAACCCAUAGAGGAAAAUAUAAUCUCAGUAAAAGCUAUCUGAGAAUUCCUUGUACUAUUCCUACAACCUUUCUAUAAGUUUGAUAUUUCAUCCAAAAAAAGUCAGCAAACAUGUAUUUUCCCAGACAAAUGAAAUAAUCUGUGAUAGGUUCCCCAGGCCAGCCUAUAAAGGCUCAUUAAUUAUGGAAUACUUUGUGGACCUUAAGCAACAUGAACAUACAACAUUUCCAUGAUAGAAUGCAUUCAAAGUCCAUAACGGGGUGCUAAAAACUUGAAGGAAUUUCCUUUCCCUUUCUAUUCAAUUUGGAGGAUAGAAGUUAUGGAUACAUUUCCAGAUCCAGACCACUGAUGGUAGCCAGGAGCAGAGAAUCUGGAAGGUAUGUUCUCAAGGAAACAGAGACCAAAAUAGGAGCUCUGUUUUAGGACUGGAAUUGAGGAUGGAGAAAAGAAUGGACAGAGAGGGCCUAUGACAGGGUGGGGGGCUAAGAGUUCGGAAUCUUUUUUAAAAAAAAUAUAUAUUUUAUUGAUUUUUUACAGAGAGGAAGGGAGAGGGAUAGAGAGUUAGAAACAUCAAUGAGAGAGAAACA